GCCAGUCCAAAGCAGCAGCGAGCACCUGCCGAACCUGUCGGUGCAGGAAGCUCGCAGGUUUUACUCGGUGCUGCAGGCUGGAUGCUUCCAGUCUCGGUUCGGUUCAGUUCGGUUCGGUUCCAUCAUGAGAGCGGUGUCCUUCAAACGGGUGGUGCUGAUCGCGGGGUGCGUGGGGCUCCUGCUUUACCUGGGGAUGUUCCUGCGGACCGGGCAUGAGGCCGGGGAGAGGACCGGGAGGCAGCUGGACCCGGACCGGGCCGUCGGGAGCUUCUCCAACCUGGAGCGAAGCCUCAACAACCUCACCAAGAUCCUGAGAGGAUUUGAGCGCAGACAGGAUGUGAUGCAGAAGAUCCUGGAGGAGGACCGAGACACUCAGAGGAAGGUUGCAGACGUCCUGCAGCAGGCCAUGCAGAUUCGGGUGGGCCAGAAGGAGCAGCAGCACGAAGACGCUCCCGCCCCGCAGAAAAAGUCCAACAAACUGUUCCCCAACUCGCCCCUCUUCAAGGACUGGGGGCAGAAUCUGUCCGAGGACGAACAAAAAGAAGCCCAGGCUCUGUUUGAGAAGUACGGAUACAACGUUUUCCUGAGCGAUCGCCUUCCUCUGGACCGACCGCUGCCCGAUACCAGAGAAAAAGGGUGUUUGAAGAGGACGUAUGAGAAGGACCUGCCGACGGUGGGAGUGGUGCUGAUCUACCUGAACGAGGCCUUGUCCAUCCUGAAGAGGGCGCUACGCAGCAUCAUCGACCGCACGCCCAAACGCCUGCUGAAGGAGAUCAUCAUGGUGGACGACAACAGCUCCAAUGAAAACCUGAAAGGCGACCUUGAUGCGUACAUUAAGUCACUGGAGGAGGAGAACCCGGGCCUGCGGAUCACCAGGGUGAGGCACACGGAGCAGAAAGGCCUGGCGUUCGCCAGAGCGUCCGGCUGGAGGGCGGCCACCGCCGACGUGGUGGCCAUCUUGGACGCUCACAUCGAAGUCCAUGAGCUGUGGGCUGAACCGCUGCUGACGCAGAUCAAAGCCGACCGGACCACGGUGGUUUCGCCCGUCUUCGACAGGGUGAACUUCGACGACCUGAAGGUCAUCCAGUACCUCCCUGCGGCGCACGCGUUCGACUGGGCGCUGUGGUGCAUGUAUGAGGGCUUCGCCCCCGACUACUACAAGCACAACGACAGCUCCCGGCCCGGAAAGAGUCCGUCGGUCAUGGGGAUCCUGGUGGCCGACAGGAAGUUUCUGGGAGAAAUCGGAGUCCUCGACGAAGGAAUGAAAAUUUAUGGAGGAGAAAACGUCGAGCUUGGAAUUCGUGUGUGGACAUGUGGCGGCAGCGUCGAGGUCGUUCCGUGCUCAAAGAUCGCCCACAUCGAGCGUUUCCACAAGCCCUACAUGCCGGACCUGACGCCCGCCAUGAAGAGGAACGCCCUGAGGGUCGCCGAGAUCUGGAUGGACGAAUACAAACACAACAUCAACCUGGCCUGGAAUAUUCCCUUCGAGAAUCACGGUAUCGACAUCGGAGACGUUUCUGAGAGGAAGAAGCUGAGAGAACGACUGAACUGCAAACCGUUCAAAUGGUACCUGGACAACGUUUACCCCAAACUGGACCCCUGGGACAACCUGCUAGCUUACGGCGCGCUGAAGAACCUGGACUCUGAGUUGUGCGUCGACCAAGGUCCGGUCCCCGGCGACACGCCCAUUUCCUACGACUGCCAUUACUACGGACCGCAGAUGGCCUAUUACCGUCAAACUGGUGAGAUGUACAUCGGCGGCAUCAAGUCCCACAAGUACAACGACAACCGCUGUCUGACCGACAGAGGGGAGAAGAAAACCGAGCCGGGUCUGUUCAACUGCAAAGAGGCCAUGCAGAAAGGAAUGGGGAUAUACUGGGACUUCACCCAGGGAAAAGAGCUGAAGAACCGUCAGACGAAGCGCUGCCUGGAGAUGGUGAACAGGGUUCUGGUGAUCCAGGAAUGCACCGGCCAGCGGUGGAAGAUCCAAAACCUCAUUAAAGACUUUUAAACCGACCUGAGGUGCAGCUUUCUGCUCAAAGGCCAACGGGUCAUUAAAAUGUUAAAGAAAAUAAUAUAUAUAUGUUUUAUGAAUUUAUUUUACUGAAUAUAAAAUGGAAACAUUUUGUAAAUUAGAUGAAGGGAGAUUAAAUAUUUAUUUUGUUUUCAUAUCAAUAAUGUGAGCGUUGGUGCAUAUAAAACCCAACAAAUGUCCAUUUGCAGCUUUUCUUUAAUUAACAGCUGGUUUCACCGUUUUAAAGGAGAAACCGUUAUUCUGACGGACCGAAUGAAGACUUUUGUUACAAAAUGCUGUUAAAAAGAAAAAACAACCAAAUACUGUUUGGAGAAGUUAAAGGUGAAAACGUUCGUGCUUUAUUACCUGAGAUGAUGUUGAUGGAUAAGAAAUCUGGCAUUUUUGCUUCAAAUAACCUUCGUUACUAUGAGAAAUUUAAUUUGGAUUUAUUUUUAUAAAAGCUGUCCCUGAUCAGGAGCAUUUAAAUGUCCGCCUCUUUUAAUGUGUUUUUGUUUUUUUUUUAUAUAGAAAAUAUGUCAAAGUUUAAAAAGUGUAAAGUUGCUUACAUGGUUCUGUUAGUUUUGGGUUUUUCUUCAGUUCCUGUCUGGCGGCACAGUGCGGCUGAAAGUUCGGUUCAAAAAUAUAUUUUAGUUCUGUGUGAAAAUAAAACUUUAAAAGUUA
This is a messenger RNA of Xiphophorus maculatus (southern platyfish), 2695 nucleotides long. Its product is annotated as probable polypeptide N-acetylgalactosaminyltransferase 8. The coding region runs from base 125 to 2011 and encodes 628 amino acids. The record is from RefSeq and is a predicted model, not a curated record. Gene Ontology annotation, cellular component: Golgi apparatus. Lineage: Eukaryota; Metazoa; Chordata; Actinopteri; Cyprinodontiformes; Poeciliidae. The transcript is spliced from 11 exons.